AUGUCUGCUAUAUACAAAAGAAUUAUUGAAACCUGUGACAAAUUUGUGCCUAAUUCUAUGAGACCGUUGUGGGAACAUCCUGCUGGGCCAAAAACAAUAUUCUUCUGGGCUCCCAUUUGUAAGUGGGGCUUGGUGGCAGCUGGAAUAGGAGAUUUAAAUCGACCAGCAGAAUCGCUGUCACUUAGGCAACAUACCUCACUGGCCGUGACCAGCCUAAUCUGGAGUCGGUGGUCCCUCGUCAUCAUACCAAAGAACUACAGUCUAUUCGCUGUCAAUUCCUUCGUAGCCGGCACCAACAUCUACCAGCUAUGCCGGAUCUAUAAUUACGAACACAACAAGUCUAAAGAUGCGAAGAAAUAG
Molecule: messenger RNA, 360 nt
Organism: Pectinophora gossypiella (pink bollworm)
Lineage: Eukaryota; Metazoa; Arthropoda; Insecta; Lepidoptera; Gelechiidae
Product: mitochondrial pyruvate carrier 2-like
Exons: 3
Coding region: 1-360 (119 amino acids)
Biological process (GO): pyruvate import into mitochondria
Cellular component (GO): mitochondrial inner membrane
Molecular function (GO): pyruvate transmembrane transporter activity
Source: RefSeq, a predicted model, not a curated record